AGAUUAACCCUUAAUAAGAUUUGAAUGUUGAUAAAUUAAGCGACAAUUAGCGAAUUUAGCGACCUAGUGAGUUUUUUAAACUAAUAGGUACAUCGGUCCAUACGGAAUAAAAAGUGACUAAGAAAGAUUUCAUUGAAACUAGAAAUGCUGUUAUGGCUUAGAAAUGCUAAAGCUAUUUUGCGUGCUACGAAUUGUAUUAAAAUGUUAGAUGCGAAAUGCAUGUCUACGGCCGUUCCAAAGGAGGAGAAAGUUAAAGUAUCUGGGUGCAAUAUAAACUAUGUCAAAGUUGGUAAAGGAUCUCACAAUUUAAUUUGUUUACCUGGAGCCCUUGGAACUAUCUGGACCGAUUAUAAACCUCAAAUUGAAGGAAUAGACAAAAAUGAUUUUACAUUAGUGGCAUGGGAUCCACCAGGCUAUGGUAAAAGUCGACCUCCUAUGAAGCAGUUUGAUGUUGACUUCUAUGAAAAGGAUGCUGACUAUGCUUUUAAUUUUAUGAAGGCACUAAAUAUUCCCAAAUAUUCAAUCUUAGGGUGGAGUGAUGGAGGCAUAACAGGGAUAAUACAUGCAGCAAAAUAUCCUGAAACUGUACAAAAACUAGUGAUAUGGGGAAGUAAUUCAUUUAUGUUACCUCAUGAAUUAGAAAUGCUUAAAAAGAUAAAAGAUAUUAAAUUGUGGUCAAAGAAAAUGAGACAACCAAUGAUUGAUGUGUAUGGUGAAGAACUAUUUGCAAAAUACUGGAGUAAAUGGGUUGAAGGCAUGGAAAAUCUUUUCAAUAAGAAAGAUGGCAAUAUAUGUUCGGAAUUACUGAAGGAUGUCAAAUGCCCUACCCUUAUACUGUAUGGAGAAAAAGAUCCUUUGGUGGACAGAGUUCAUGUAUCGCAUUUGCAUACUCAUAUUGAAGGAUCACGAAUACAUUUGUACCCCGAUGGGAAGCACAAUAUCCACAUAAGUUAUGCAGAAGAUUUCAAUAAAAAAGUUCAAGACUUCCUUCAAUCACCCUAAUAAUAAGAAUAAAAUUAUUUUUGGUAUUCAAAUCUGAAGGGCCAAACGAAAAAAUAUAACAAAAAAUCCCAUA
Molecule: messenger RNA, 1075 nt
Organism: Bombyx mandarina (wild silkworm)
Lineage: Eukaryota; Metazoa; Arthropoda; Insecta; Lepidoptera; Bombycidae
Product: serine hydrolase BPHL
Molecular function (GO): serine hydrolase activity
Source: RefSeq, a predicted model, not a curated record